Molecule: messenger RNA, 432 nt
Organism: Xenopus tropicalis (tropical clawed frog)
Lineage: Eukaryota; Metazoa; Chordata; Amphibia; Anura; Pipidae
Product: histone H2B 1.1-like
Exons: 1
Coding region: 37-417 (126 amino acids)
Source: RefSeq, a predicted model, not a curated record
UUUUUCGUUUAUCGGAAAGCGUAAGGAAAGUUGAUCAUGCCUGAUCCAGCCAAGUCCGCUCCAGCCGCGAAGAAAGGCUCCAAGAAAGCGGUGACCAAGACCCAGAAGAAAGAUGGGAAGAAGCGCAGGAAGACAAGGAAGGAGAGUUACGCCAUUUACGUGUACAAGGUGCUGAAGCAGGUGCACCCCGAUACCGGCAUCUCCUCCAAGGCCAUGAGCAUCAUGAACUCCUUUGUCAACGAUGUGUUUGAGCGCAUCGCAGGGGAAGCCUCCCGCCUGGCUCAUUACAACAAGCGCUCCACCAUCACCUCCCGGGAGAUCCAGACCGCGGUCCGCCUGCUGCUGCCUGGGGAGCUGGCCAAGCACGCCGUGUCCGAGGGCACCAAGGCUGUCACCAAGUACACCAGCGCCAAGUAACUGCUGCCCCAUCUC